AUGGAACACGCGCGUCCUCCUUCAGAAUUACGUGUGGAUGGUAAUCCUGCCGUCCGAGCAGAAACGUGGCGGAAAUGGUGGCAACAGUUUGCCAUGUUUUUAAAAGCGUCAGGCGUCAAUAAAGAAUCUAAAGAGGUACAGGCGAGCUUGCUAGUGAAUCUCAUUGGAGCAGAGGGCUAUGAAGUCUAUUCUACGUUUUCGUAUUCAAAAGAGGAAAAUCCCGAUGACAUUGAGUGUUUAAAAAAAAAAUUUGAUACCCACUUCGGAACGAAAGUGAAUGUUACAUCUCUAAGGUUUAAAUUUUUUACAAGAAAUCAAGUCGCUGGGGAAACAAUUAAUCAGUAUGUGACGGCAUUAAAAUUACUGAGUCAAGGGUGUGAAUUCGAACACCUAGUGGACGGUUUACUGAGAGAUAGAAUAGUUUGUGGAAUAUUGGAUAACGUCGUGCGUGAUAGAUUACUACGGGCGGAGGACUUGACCCUCGCGAAAGCGGUGCAAAUUUGUGAAGCGGCCGAGAUGUCUAGAGAGGAGCGUAGACAGAUAGAGGAGGCGACGUCGUCGGGUACUCAUGUGGAUGCAGUGUACGGUGACGGCGCGCCCCGAGGCGGCGGCGCGGGCCCGAGCGGUGGCCGGCGACGCCAGCGCGGCCGCCGCGGCGGGCGCAGCGAGCAGCGCCUACCGCGUGAGCAACGCGACACUCCUUGUAGGCGUUGUGGAAAUACCUACUGUGAGGGGGCGCAACGGUGCUCAGCGUUUAGGUCUACGUGUUUCGUGUGCAACGGUCAAGCAGAUAUGAAGUGUCAAAACAUUCUUGGAUUGAAUGCAUGUUUACAAAUAGGAGCGAUCCAAAGAGUAAAUACCUUAAAUAUUGACAACUACUCGGAUUUAUUUCACGGUCUCGGCAAACUACCGGGCAAACACAAAAUUGUUGUGAAUAAAAGUGUUGCCCCCGUUAUCUGUCCAACACGUAGGAUCCCUCUAGGUAUGAGAGAUAAAUUGUACACAGAAUUAAAAAGAAUGGAAAAGUUAGGAGUUGUCAGGAAGGUGAGUUACCCUACUGAAUGGGUGAAUGCCAUCGUUAUAGCUGCUAAAAAAAAUGGUGAUAUCCGUAUAUGCUUAGAUCCGCGUGACCUGAACAGGGCGGUGCAGCGCGCACACUACUCGCUACCGACAGUGACGGAGGUGGCCGCGCGCCUGCGCGGCGCCACGCACUUCAGCGUGUUGGACGCACGCUGUGGUUUUUGGAUGCUGGAACUGGACGAGGCUAGUGCUGACCUCUGUACCUUCAGCACCCCUUAUGGUAGGUAUCAAUUUUUAAGACUUCCCUAUGGAAUUAAUUGUGCGCCGGAAAUGUUUCAUGGUUUAAUGAGACAGUACCUUGAGGAUAUAGAAGGUACUGAAUCAUUUAUCGAUGACAUUGUAGUUUGGGGAUCAAGUAAACAGGAACAUGAUGCUAGAUUAGAAAAGCUACUCCAGAGAGCCAAAGAGAUAGGCAUUCGUUUUAAUAAAGAAAAAUGUAAAUUUAAUGUAAAAGAGGUUACAUAUUUGGGACAUGUUUUUGAUGAGCGAGGCAUGCGGCCCGACAGUGCUAAGGUCAAAGCCGUAGUCGAUAUGCCAAUACCUAAAGACAGAAAGGGCCUAGAAAGGUUUCUAGGUAUGGUAAACUAUCUUUCUAAAUUUAUUCCAAACUAUUCCGAAAAUGUAGUAGUGUUACGAGCGCUUCUAAAAAAAGAUGUGGAAUGGGUAUGGGGACCCGAGCAUACUAAUGCUGUAAAUAAAUUAAAAUGUCUUAUUACAUCAGCUCCCGUCCUCGCACUGUAUUCGAACCGACUACCUAUAGUGGUAUCAGUGGACGCGAGCGCGGAGGCACUAGGCGGCGUGGUGUUACAGGCAGGGCGGCCGGUCGAGUUCGCUUCCCUACACUUACCGAUAUACAACGUCGUUAUGCGCAAAUAG
Molecule: messenger RNA, 1956 nt
Organism: Galleria mellonella (greater wax moth)
Lineage: Eukaryota; Metazoa; Arthropoda; Insecta; Lepidoptera; Pyralidae
Exons: 2
Coding region: 1-1956 (651 amino acids)
Source: RefSeq, a predicted model, not a curated record